Seriola dumerili (greater amberjack) is the source of this 3516-nucleotide messenger RNA. It is a transcript of the gene hspa4a, whose product is annotated as heat shock 70 kDa protein 4-like. Lineage: Eukaryota; Metazoa; Chordata; Actinopteri; Carangiformes; Carangidae. The record is from RefSeq and is a predicted model, not a curated record. Gene Ontology annotation, molecular function: ATP binding; ATP-dependent protein folding chaperone. The transcript has 19 exons. Gene Ontology annotation, biological process: protein folding. Bases 184 to 2700 code for a protein of 838 amino acids. Gene Ontology annotation, cellular component: cytosol; nucleus.
GACACCGGUAAUAGUCAGCGGCGUGGAUUAUGACUAGAAGUAGCCCUACUUAACACAGCGAAAAAGAACUUACUACUCCACCUGACUUGACACCCUCUUAAAGCUGUAGCUUUACAUUUGUUUUAUUUUUAUAAGUCAUACUGUAGAUACUGCUAACGCUAGAAGACAGACGUAUCGCAGAAGAUGUCAGUGGUGGGAUUUGACUUGGGCUUUCAAAGCUGCUAUGUAGCUGUAGCCCGAGCCGGAGGGAUCGAGACAGUCGCUAACGAGUACAGCGACAGAUGCACACCGUCAUUUGUAUCAUUUGGACCACGAAAUCGAUCUAUAGGAGCAGCUGCAAAGAGCCAGGUGGUGACCAACUGUAAGAACACAGUGCAGGGCUUCAAGCGAUUCCAUGGCAGGAUGUUCUCAGACCCCUACAUCCAGUCAGCCAAGUCUAACUUGGUGUAUGAUCUGGCACAGAUGCCCUCUGGAUCCACUGGUAUUAAAGUGAUGUACAUGGAGGAGGAGAAAGUGUUCAGCAUUGAGCAGGUCACCGGCAUGCUGCUGACCAAACUGAAGGAGACUGCGGAAAGUGCACUGAAGAAACCGGUUGCAGACUGUGUCAUCUCUGUCCCAAGCUACUUCACUGAUGCAGAGCGGAGGUCUGUCAUGGAUGCAGCUCAGAUCGCAGGCCUCAACUGUCUACGACUAAUGAAUGAGACCACUGCAGUGACUCUGGCAUAUGGCAUCUACAAGCAGGACCUGCCAGCUCCAGAAGAGAAGCCCAGGAUAGUGGUGUUUGUGGAUCUGGGCCACUCCGGUUACCAGGUGUCAGUUUGUGCCUUCAACAAGGGAAAGCUUAAGCUCCUGGCUACAGCGUUUGAUUCAGAGCUCGGCGGGAAGGACUUUGACAACAUCCUGGUCAACCACUUCUGCGAGGAGUUUGGAAAGAAGUACAAGCUGGACGUCAAGUCGAAGCCCCGGGCGCUGGUGCGGCUCUACCAAGAGAGUGAGAAGCUCAAGAAGCUGAUGAGUGCAAACUCCUCCGACCUGCCUCUCAACAUCGAAUGCUUCAUGAACGACAUUGACGUUUCCGGCAAACUUAACAGAGGUCAGUUUGAGGAGAUGUGUGCGGGGCUGCUGGCCAAAGUAGAGGGUCCCCUGCGCAGCGUCAUGGAACAAGCCAAACUGAAAAAGGAAGAUGUCUAUGCAGUGGAGAUUGUCGGCGGUGCCUCCAGAAUCCCCGCCAUCAAGGAGAGAAUUAGCAAAUUCUUUGGCAAAGAGCUGAGCACCACUCUGAACGCAGACGAGGCUGUGGCCAGAGGCUGUGCCCUGCAGUGUGCUAUCUUGUCACCAGCAUUCAAAGUCAGAGAGUUCUCCAUUACAGAUGUUGUCCCCUACUCUAUCUCCCUAAAAUGGAAUUCAGCCGCAGAAGAAGGACUGAGUGAUUGUGAAGUUUUCCCAAAGAACCAUGCAGCUCCCUUCUCCAAAGUUUUGACCUUCUACCGGAAAGAGCCCUUCACCCUUGAUGCUUACUACAACAACCCCAAGGAGCUGCCCUACCCCAGCGACGCUAUAGGCCAGUUCCUGAUCCAGAAUGUGGUUCCUCAGGCGUCUGGGGAGAGUGCAAAGGUCAAGGUUAAAGUUCGGGUUAAUGUUCAUGGUGUGUUCAGUGUAUCAAGCGCGUCGCUGGUAGAAGUCGUAAAAACAGCUGAGGGGGAGGAGCCGAUGGAGACAGAACAGACAGCGAAAGAAGAGGAGAACAAAAUGCAGGUGGACCAGGAGGAUCAGAAACUUCAGGGCGGAGACAAUGGAGACAAGAAAUCAGAGACGGAGGAGAUGGAGACAACAACAGAGGACGCCAAGCAGGAGAAGAAGAACGACCAGCCCCCUCAGGCGAAGAAGCCCAAAGUGAAAACGAAGACAGUGGAGCUGCCCAUAGAGAACAAGUCGGACUGGCAGCUGUCCAGUGAAGUACUAAAUAUGUUUGUGGAGAAUGAGGGUAAGAUGAUCAUGCAGGAUAAGCUGGAGAAGGAGAGGAACGAUGCAAAGAACUAUGUAGAAGAGUACGUGUACGACAUGAGAGACAAACUGCACGGAGCCCUGGAGAAGUUUGUGAACGAAGCUGAUCGUGAUGCGUUCUCAUUAAAACUGGAGGACACGGAGAACUGGCUGUAUGAAGAUGGAGAGGACCAACAGAAACAAGUUUACAUUGACAAACUUGCUGAAUUGAAGAAAAUGGGCCAGCCUAUCCACGAGAGAUACAUGGAAGCUGAGGAGAGGCCAAAAGCCUUUGAGGAUCUUGGCAGACAAAUCCAGAUGUACAUGAAGAUCAUUGAAGCUUACAAGGCAAAGGAUGAACAGUACGAUCACCUGGAUGAGCUGGAGGUGACUCGGGUGGACAAGCAGGUGAACGAAGCCAUGGUCUGGAUGAACAGCAAAAUGAACCAGCAGAACAGUCAGGACCUCACCCUGGAUCCAGUGGUAAAAGUUGACGAGAUCAAGGCCAAGGCUAAGGAGCUUUAUACAGCCUGCAACCCUGUGGUGUCCAAACCCAAGCCCAAGGUUGAGCCUCCUAAGGAGGAGAAGACAGAGAACGGACCAGUCAAUGGACAGGAGGGAACAGAGAGCCAGCCGUGCAACCCAGACAAAGCCACACCUGCAGGGACGGAACAGGAAACAGCAGAGAGCAAGCUCCCUCAAAUGGACAUUGACUAACUGUUGCAGCUGCUGCCCCUGAGCUUCACCUCCGUCUGUCCUGCUACUCGCCCCGAUUCUGUUGUUCUUCUGAGAUUGUUAUUGAUGACACAGUAGCCUCUCUCUCUUGAGGACACAGACAGCAGCAUCCCUUAUCAGUACUGUUCAUCAGUCGGUCUCCUCGGCAUGUCAUUUCUCGUUUUCUUUGAUGAAUACAAAAAUAUUGCAUAAUAUUAAUAUUGAAUGGACUACUUUGACAUAAAAGUUGUAAGUGUGGGAUGGAAACUGCUUUCUCUGUGUUUCUUUGAUGGCCAUUAUGUUAAAGAUUGUUUUUAUUCAGCAGCUCCUGAGCACAUUUAAGCCAAGAAUGUCCGAUUUGAAGAACUGAAAGCAAAGUGGUUCUGUAGAGGAAAAGUAGUAAUAAACACAGGAUUCAUGAAAAUGUAAAAUAUUGCAGUAUGUCUAAAUAAGGUAUAGAUACAGUGGCACUUGUAAACGAACAUGGAUUGUUCCAAAUUGUACAUGACAAAUAGUGCAUUUUUUUCACUACAAAUAAUUGUAACUGCUGAAUUAUUAUGUAUUUAGUUUAAAAGGAAGGAUGGAGUAAUUGAGUUUAAUUGUACUGUAUGUUGAAACUAGAUACUACAAGUUACUGUCAUGCAGUAUUUCAUUGUUUGGCUUUUCUCAUUCAAAAGCAAUGGUCCGUCGGUUGUUCCCUGGUAGCCUUGUAUUGUUUUUUUUUCUACUUAACAGUGUGAAUGCUGGUCUAACAAAUCACCUUCUGGGUGCUGCUGUUGUUGCCACGUCACAAAAAAAAGCAAAAAUAAAUCUUCUCCA